Messenger RNA from Castor canadensis (American beaver), 2182 nucleotides. RefSeq names its product transmembrane protein 143 (gene Tmem143). The record is from RefSeq and is a predicted model, not a curated record. Gene Ontology annotation, cellular component: mitochondrion. Lineage: Eukaryota; Metazoa; Chordata; Mammalia; Rodentia; Castoridae.
CAAUGACAGUCGAACGUUGACUAAGGCUCUGGGGAAAGGGUGUGGCCAUGUUACACGUGACCCGGGGGGUCUGGGGGUUCAGGGUCCGAGUAUGGUCCCUACUGCCCGCGCUCCUUGGGACCCCCCGGGCGCUGUCAUCCCUGGCGGACAAGAUGGGGGCGUACCGCAAGAUGUGGAACCCCACAGAGCCCCGCGACUGGGCCCAGCAAUACCGCGAGCGCUUCAUUCCGUUUUCCAAGGAGCAGCUGCUCCGACUCCUGAUUCAGGAAUUCCACUCCAGCCCAGCAGAGAAAGCAGCCUUGGAACAGUUCUCAGCCCACGUGGACUUCUGCACCCUGUUCCACUACCACCACAUCCUGGCCCACCUGCAGGCCUUGUAUGACCCUAUCAACCCCGACAGGGAGACCCUGGACCAGCCAUCCCUCACGGACCCCCAGCGACUGUCCAAUGAGCAGGAGGUGCUCCGGGCUCUGGAGCCUCUGCUGGCUCAGGCCAACUUCUCCCCACUGUCUGAGGACGCCCUGGCCUAUGCACUGGUGGUCCACCACCCUCAGGACGAGGUCCAGGUGACAAUAAACUUGGAUCAGUAUAUCUACAUGCAGUUCUGGGCCCUGGGCCAGCGAGUUGGGCAGAUGCCCCGUAUGUCCAGUGUGGGCUCCAAGCGCGGCUUCUUCACCAAGUUGCCUCCUACAGAGAGGAGAUACUUUAAGCGUGUGGUGCUGGCGGCCCGGACCAAGCGAGGGCACCUGGUUCUGAAGAGCUUCAAGGACACGCCGCUGGAGGGCCUGGAGCAGCUGCUGCCGGAGCUGAAGGUGCGCACGCCCACGCUACAGCGCGCGCUGCUCAACCUCACGCUGGUGGUCUCCGGGGUGGUGUUCUUCGUCAACGUGGGCAUGGUGGUGUUGUCAGACCUCAAGAUGGCCACCUCCCUUUUGCUGCUGCUCUUUGCGGCCUUCAUGGGCCUGCGGGCCUCCAAGAUGUUCGGGCAGCGGCGCAGCGUGCAGGCGCUGGAGCUGGCGCACAUGCUGUACUUCCGCAGCACGUCCAACAACUCGGAGCUGCUCAGCGCGCUGGCGCUGCGCGCGCAGGACGAGCACGCCAAGGAGGCGCUGCUGGCGCGCAGCUUCCUGGCCCGGCGGCCCGGGGGCGCGCACGGCCCGCCCGAAGAGACCUCCAGGUGGCUGCAGUCGGAGGUGGAGAGCUGGCUUCUGGCCCAGUCAGGCUGUGACGUGGCCUUCAACGGAACCCGGGCCCUGGCUCACCUGCAAGCCCUUACCCCCAGCAUAGGGCUGUACCCUCCCCCAGAUUUCCCCAAACUAGAUCCGCUGACUCCAGGCACUUCCGAGACACCCCGGGCCGCACCCAGCAGUAGCCACCCCUGAUUGUCCCGCCUCGCCACGACAAGCUGUCCAUCACGGCUACUAAACUUAGUCACCUUCGAACUUCCAUUACUGACAAGUCAUUAUUUUUGCUACAAUAUAUACUUAAAGCAACCAAUCGAGGCAACUGGCAGUUGCUAGGCAACCCUCCUUGAGGGACAGCCAAUCAAAGCUAUUUAGCCCUGCUUGUAUUGCAUUUCUUAGUCCCACCUCUGCCAUAAACAUCCAGACGCAGUUUGGCUGAGGAAGGGAGGGUGUCGUUUAAUCACAGCUGUUCAGCUCCGGCCCCUGUAAACCACCAGGCCGAGCUGAGAAAGCUGUUCCCUCCCGAGGCCAUAUAUCAUAGUCUUUUUAGCCUGCCCUGGGCAAAUUGCCCACCAUGUGCACCUGGGCGGGGCCCCACCCGGCAGCCAAUGAGAGCGUUUUGGCCCCCUGGCAAACAGCCAAUGACAGCUGCUGGGCACCAUCAACCUGGGGCAGCCAGUUGUCUCCACAGAGAAGCAACCAAUCAGAGUUUCCAAAGGAACCCGAUCUUUGUAUCCAUUGCUGCUGCUUGUGGGCCAUCUGGUCAACAGAUCCGGGUGUCAGGCUGAAGGGGCCGGGAACCGUGUGCCAGGCAGAGAGCAGUGGGCCUGGAGGAGCCAGGACUUGCUGCAGCUCAGGCUUCCAACAACCUCAGGUGCCUUCCCUGCCUGGGUCCCUCACCCUCGCUGCAGAAACUACCUCGGCCUCAAUCUCUCCACCAUCGGUGCACUGUGCAAUAUUUAUUGUCCUAUCAUUGUCUCCCCUGUACCAUCUCCCAA